This is a messenger RNA of Nerophis lumbriciformis (worm pipefish), 639 nucleotides long. The record is from RefSeq and is a predicted model, not a curated record. NCBI's taxonomy places the organism in Eukaryota, Metazoa, Chordata, Actinopteri, Syngnathiformes, Syngnathidae.
AUGCAGUCCCUGGCGGAGGAGAUCCAGAGUUUUUCGCGGGCGCGCCUGAGGCGUCGGUGCACUCGCGUGACAUCGCUGAGCGGUCGCCGCGUCGUCGAGACCUGGAAAGGUCCCGCGGUGACGGCGGCGGAGGAGGAGGAGGAGCCCGCCUCUCCGGAGACGACGCCGGGCUACGUCCCCGACACGUCCUGGGACCUCCAGGUGGGCGUUCUCAAACCCCACCUGCUGCUGGGUUCUCAGGACGCGGCGCACGACUUUGCCACUCUGAGGAAGCACCAGGUGUCUCACAUCCUCAACGUGGCGUCCGGGGUGGAAAACGCCUUUCCCGAUCUUUUCGUCUACAAGACGCAGAGCAUCCCCGAGCGCCCGGACGCGCUUCUGCUUCCGCACCUGGACGAAUGCUGUCGCUUCAUCCAGCAGGCUAGACGCGAGAAAGGCGUGGUGUUGGUCCACAGCAACGCGGGCGUGUCCCGAGGCCCGGCGGUGGUCGUGGGCUACCUGAUGCGGCACGAGCGCCACUCCUUGGAGGCGGCCCUGGCGUGCGUGCGCGCCGCCCGGCCCGCCGCCCGCCCCGAUCCGGCCCUCCUGCUCCAGCUCCGCCAGCUCGGCGACUCGGACGCCGCCCGAAGCCCGGAGUGA